Molecule: messenger RNA, 849 nt
Organism: Carya illinoinensis
Lineage: Eukaryota; Viridiplantae; Streptophyta; Magnoliopsida; Fagales; Juglandaceae
Product: ATP-dependent DNA helicase PIF2-like
Exons: 1
Coding region: 1-849 (282 amino acids)
Biological process (GO): DNA repair; telomere maintenance
Molecular function (GO): DNA helicase activity
Source: RefSeq, a predicted model, not a curated record
AUGUAUCGUUUUGUUCCUGCUGAUAUAUUUUACGGUCAAGAUGAAUUUACAAAUAGAGAAAUUGACGACGAACGAGUAGUCACAAUUCCAACUGAAGAUCUACUUGCAUCACAAGUCCUAAAUUCUGAACAAAAAAAUGCGUAUGAUUUGAUAUUGCAUACAUUAGUAUCAAAUAAAGCUGGUGCUUUUUUCGUUGAUGGCCCUGCUGAUACCGGUAAAACUUUUCUAUACAGAGCACUUCUAGCAGAAAUUAGAUCGAAAAAUAUGAUAGCACUUGCAACUGCGUCAUCCGGUGUUGCUGCCUCCAUCUUACCUGGAGGACGAACAACACAUUCAAGAUUUAAGAUUCCAUUAAAUGCAGAUAAAAGCAGCACAUGUAAUGUGAGUAAACAGGGAAAUCUUGCUAAAUUAUUACGACUUGCAAAAUUAAUUAUAUGGGAUGAAGCACCCAUGUCUACAAAACAUUCAAUAGAAGCAUUAGAUAAAAUGUUGCAAGAUAUUAAUGAUACAGAUCUCCCUUUUGGUGGGAAAGUUAUUGUUUUUGGUGGAGACUUUCAACAAGUAUUACCUGUGAUUCGUAAUAGCACAAAAGAACAACAGAUUGAUUCAAGCUUAGCUUCUUCUUAUUUAUGGUCUAUUUUUAAAAAAAUAAAAUUAACAAAAAAUAUGAGAGCCAGAUUAGAUCCAGAUUUCUCGCAUUAUUUAAUUGAAGUUAGCAAUGGUAACGCACCCAUAACUAUUGACGAAAAUAUCGAAAUUUCCAAAGAAAUGACCAUUCCCUAUACCAAUGAUCUUGACUCUCUAAAUUCUUUAUUAGAUGCUAUUUUUGGAAAUAUUUCUAACUAUUGA